Molecule: messenger RNA, 1272 nt
Organism: Mytilus trossulus (common blue mussel)
Lineage: Eukaryota; Metazoa; Mollusca; Bivalvia; Mytilida; Mytilidae
Exons: 1
Coding region: 1-1272 (423 amino acids)
Source: RefSeq, a predicted model, not a curated record
AUGAUUAAAAACGUUAAAACUUCAAACGCCUUUUAUGAAAUUGAGCAAAAUCUGUUGGAAGUCGUAAAGAAUAUUAAACGUCUGAGUUCUAACCGGAAAGAAAAUUUAAUAUCUCUAGAAAACAAGAAAAGAGAAAUCGAAGCAGAAAUAAAACAAACCAGGAUUAAUGUUAAUCAUCACCUUGAUAAGCUUCAGGAUGACAUGAUUGAAGAAUUGAUAAGGGUUGAACAAAACGAAAAACACAAAAUAAAACAAUUGUUUACUACUCUGAAGAAGGAAGGAAAAGAGAUCACUGAAGUAUUAGAAAACUUCGCCAGUAUUAAACAACAUGCGACCGAACUUCAAUUUUUUGUAACCAUGAAAGAUACCGAAAAAAAUAUUGCAGGUACAGAACAAUUUAUCCAAUCAAUUAUCACAAGUAACUCCACAAAUCAAGUCAAUAUUUCAUUCAAGAUUAACAAGCCUUUACAGCAAAUAUCUGCCAACGUAAAGAACUUUGGAGACAUAAUUGUCAGUUCUUAUCCAUGUGAUUUUUCAAUUCAGAAACGGAAGGACAGACAAGCCCAGAUGAUGCUAGUUCUUCCAAACAAAAAUAUCGAAAAUCUGACGCCGACAUUACAGAAACGUAUCAACACAAAGUUGUCAAAUAUACCAAAAAAUGGUAGGAUGGUGUUGUCCUGUUAUAGGAGAGAUAAAAUAAUAUCACACAAGUCUGACGGAUCGAAAGAUUUCGAAAUACAGACACUGGGUCCAACGUUUGAUGUGGUAUUUAUCGGUGAUGAUUCUAUUGCUGUUACAUCUGGCAGUUCAAAUCAGAUUUAUAUAAUUGACAUAAGGAGGCGCAUACUGAAGGAGUCGAUAAAAGUAAAUUCAAACAAUGGUGGAGUAGUAUGCAAAUAUGGACAUUUGAUAUAUUGUGUCCAGGAGAAAGGUCUGCAGAUGAUCAGUUUGAACGAUAGAAUCAUUACGAAAAUUUCCAAUACCAAACUCCCAAUAUUUGCGUACGUUACAGCAUUCGGCGACAAACUGUUCUACACAGAUUAUACAAAAAACAAUGUAAUCUGCUGUGAUUACCAUGGUAACACAAUUUGGACGUUCUGUGAUAGAAGUGUUCUGAUGUCUCCAUUAGGUAUCUCUGUAGACAAUGAUGGUAACGUGUAUGUAGCAGGACAUUCAACUAACAAUGUGGUCAUUAUCUCUCCUGAUGGACAUUGCUACAGACAACUCUUAUCAAGUGAUGAUGGACUAAAAGACAUACGUGCUCCAUUAUGA